This is a messenger RNA of Impatiens glandulifera, 781 nucleotides long. Its product is annotated as NHP2-like protein 1. The coding region runs from base 126 to 512 and encodes 128 amino acids. NCBI's taxonomy places the organism in Eukaryota, Viridiplantae, Streptophyta, Magnoliopsida, Ericales, Balsaminaceae. Gene Ontology annotation, cellular component: U4/U6 x U5 tri-snRNP complex; nucleolus; small-subunit processome. Gene Ontology annotation, molecular function: RNA binding. Gene Ontology annotation, biological process: ribosome biogenesis; mRNA splicing, via spliceosome; maturation of SSU-rRNA. The record is from RefSeq and is a predicted model, not a curated record. The transcript has 5 exons.
AGUAGAAAUCCAGGUCUUGACUUUCCCUCCCUACCUGCAUUUCUCUUCACUCUGCUUUGACGUAAACCCUAGUUCCUCUGUCCGGCCGCCAUUCUCGUAACCCUAAUUCCUUCACAAGCAAAGAAAUGACAGGCGAAGCUAUUAACCCUAAAGCCUAUCCUUUGGCCGAUGCCCAGCUUACCAUAACUAUAAUGGAUCUUGUUCAGCAGGCGGCGAACUACAAGCAACUCAAGAAAGGGGCUAAUGAAGCCACGAAGACACUUAACAGAGGUAUUUCCGAGUUUAUUGUCAUGGCUGCCGACACAGAACCACUUGAGAUUCUUCUCCAUCUUCCUCUACUAUCUGAAGAUAAGAAUGUUCCAUACGUGUUCGUUCCUUCAAAGCAAGCACUUGGAAGAGCUUGUGGUGUUACUAGACCUGUUAUUGCUUGUUCAGUUACUAGCAAUGAAGGAAGUCAAUUGAAGCCACAAAUUCAACAACUCAAGGAUGCUAUUGAGAAGCUUUUGAUAUAAAGAUGAAGAUCAAAUGUAUGAUGCAUUUCAGUGUGAUGGGCCUCUUCCAAAUCUAUGUUAGCACUUCAUCUUGAGGCUUGGACUGAUUAAGCAGAUGAUGUAGUGAUGAAUUUUACUAAGUAUCUUUUUUCUUUUCUUUAAGUUCUUGAUUUUCACCAGGAUUUUAAGAUUGAUUCCAAUCCAAUUUGACAUGUAUUGAGAGUGUUUCUGUUUUACUAUGAAUCUGUUUUCUGUCUUAAGUAAUUCUAAAUAGUUUACUAUAUUUUCUC